CGCCGCCGCUCCGCUUCGUCUGUGCCGUCUGGACCCGCUGGAGAAGUGACCGGGGCGGGUGAGGGGAGGGGAGAGAGAGACCAGGCAGCCGAGCUCGGGAUUCAGGGGGAACGAUGGGAACAGGUCUCCGGACGUCUCCUCCUUUGUGCGCCUCCGGAGCCGCGCUAUAGCUGUAUGCGGCCAGGUCCAACUCACCGUGUUAUUUUCUACACGUCCUCCGCUGUGGAGGCUCCGGCAGCGUUAGCUUAGCAUUUAGCUGCCGCGGACAGAGUGAGACCCCCCCCCCACACACACACACAGGUACGGGAGAGGAGGAGAGGAGGGGUCGGUGACAAAGGAAGGUGGCGAGGGAACGAUGCACCGGUUUCGGAAGUGGCUGUACAAGCCCAAGAGGACGGACCCUCAGCUCCUGGCCCAAUUCUAUUACGCUGAUGAAGAGCUGAACCUUGUGGCCACGGAGCUGGACAGCCUCGACGGCAGGAAGGACCCUCAGAGAUGUACCCUGCUGGUCAACCAGUUUCGAUCCUGUCAGGACAAUGUGUUGAACAUUAUCAAUCAGAUCAUGGAUGAAUGUAUCCCCGACGACCGGGCCAACAGAGACUUCUGUGUCAAGUUCCCCGAGGAGAUUCGUCAUGACAACCUGGCAGGGCAGCUGUGGUUUGGGGCUGAGUGUUUGGCUGCCGGCUCCAUCAUCAUGAACAGGGAGAUAGAGAGUAUAGCGAUGAGGCCUCUGGCUAAAGACCUCACUCGCAGCCUGGAGGAGGUUCGAAACAUCACCAGAGACCAGGCCCUGAGAGAUCUCAACUUGUACACGGACCGCAUGAAGGACGCACUGCGACAUUUUGACAGCCUUUUUGCCGAGUUUGAGCUCAGUUAUGUGUCAGCCAUGGUGCCUGUGAAGUCUCCCAAAGAAUACUAUGUACAGCAGGAGGUGAUUGUUCUCUUCUGUGAGACUGUGGAUAGGGCUCUGAAACUGGGCUAUCUCACACAGGACAUGAUCGAUGACUACGAACCUGCACUGAUGUUUACAAUUCCCAGACUAGCCAUUGUGUGUGGGCUGAUUGUGUAUUCAGAGGGGCCUCUCAACCUACACCGAAAACCAGAGGACAUGUCGGAGCUCUUCCGGCCUUUUCGCACUUUACUUAAGAAAAUCAGAGAUCUGCUGCAGACCCUGACUGAAGAGGAGUUGGUUUCGCUGGAAAGGAACCUGUGUAUCUCUCAGGAUGGGGAAUUGUCCACAGACCAGGAGCUGGCUGCGAACAGUGAACCAGCACCGAUCCAAGAGAAUCAGUCAUCCUGCAGCAACGCUAAUGACACCUCCAACGGGGAGAAUGAGGGGGAGCAGGAGCAUCUGGCUCUGUAUGUGUGUCCCAGCCAGGAGGAGGAGCUGGCGGAAGUGGAAAAGGGCUGGGAGCAGGUGGAGACGGAGAGGGGAGAGGAGGAGCGGGAACAGGGCCUGCUUUGCGAGGAGGCUGAGGAGGCUGAGCUGGCCUGCUCCAUGCAGUACGACGAGGAGGAACUGGAGCAACUCAACAUGAUGGUGUAUCUUGUUGGAGACGAGAUGUCCACCCUGCUGUCGCCACCCAGCCAGGGUCAGUCACCAGCCCGGAAACCAAACAGAGGUGAGGAUGGAGGCUCCAGUGGGGCUUCCAGCACUGACACGUCUCCCUGCCGCAGGCUUCUGGUGAGCCGGGGAAGGACAGGCAUCUAUGUAGAGGAGGAGGACAGGGUUUUCUUCAUGGACGACCUGGAUGCAGGCGGAGAAAACAUCACCAGCAUUUCAAAAGAUGCCUGUAGUUGUGUCUCCUCUCCUUUAAAAGCACCAGACUCUGCGCGUCCCUUGCAACGCAAGCUGGGACAGCGGCCAGACUUAGUAGGGAACGGCUGGUACUCUGAGACCCCAUCAGAGCAGCCAUGCCCACAGCCACGCAGUCAGAACACACUCUGUCACAACGCAAAGAUCCCACCAUGCACCACCGCUCCUGGCUCAGAGCCUUUGCCUUACACAAAUGGGUGGGAGAUGGGUUUAGAGGGGACAGCUUCUGAAACUGCAGAGGUCAUCGCCCACCGUAUGGGUGGGAUGAAGCUGUCUGCCACUGUCAUCUUCAACCCUCGCUCCCCGAGCUUGACAGAGCUGGCCGUGGACAAGCUGCUGCUUCAGCGGCCCACUCCCUCUGAAAUUGAGCCCUGCAGCCCUCUGGUGGCCACUCACUGCCUGCUUAACUCGUGUGUUUGCUGUGGGAGCUGUGAGGAUGGCCACGAGGAUGCCAUCACCACUGAGACCACUGGACUCAGCUUAGGGAUCGCUCUGGGAUUGGACAAACACUCUAAGAAUGCAGUCCCCAGCACCGUCAUCCAGUCUGCUGCAUGUAUGCUGCCCCCACGAGGUCACGAGCCUCACAGUAAGGGGGAGCGGACCGAGGUGACUCCACCUUCUGCAGAACCGCUGGUAGAGGAUUCAAACUCCCAGUUCUGCGGGACGUGCCUGGUGUUGGCUCCAGGGCCGGGGCAUCACGCUCAGGACUGUAGGUCCAGUGGAGGGGAUGGAGCCUCUUUGUGCAACAACCAGAUGAGGACAGAAAAGAGGCAACAGGCCAGUGGAGGCCGACAGAGGGAUAAGGAGGUGGAUAAAGAUAAGCCAGGAUGUAAAGAGAAGAGGGACACCAAAGACGACAGCAGAAGGAGCUCCAGUCUCCAGAACUCUCCCCUCAGCUCUGUGUCAGGUAGUGACUGUGAAAGUGUGUCGGUCACCACAUGUAGUCUGUCGAGCAGCGCAUAUACGCCCAGCCCUGCGAGUAGUCUGACUCCCAGCUCUGGGACCUCAGAGGACCCAGACCAUCGAGAGAUCCAGCUGGCUCUGGAAGACGCCAAGGUGGCCGCCAGGAACAAAAUCCGAUCCCGCUUCCACAGCAGCAGUGACCUGAUCCACCGUCUCUUUGUUUGCAUAUCUGGUGUUGCUGAUCAGCUGCAGACCAACUAUGCCAGUGACCUUCGCAGCAUCCUGAAGACUCUGUUUGAAGUCAUGGCGACCAAGUGCGAGGUGGGAGACGACGAUAAGCAAAAGAAAGCAGGUCCUGUGCUGCAUAGUGCUGUGCUGGAGGACUGUGCUCUCUGUCAAGAGACCAUUUCUUCAUCUGAAUUGGCAGCCAAGGCGCGAGAAGGCCAGUUUGAAGACCCUCCUGACUGGGUCCCUGAUGAAGCCUGCAACUCCUGCAUUGCCUGCAAGGCUCCCUUCACUGUCAUCCGCAGGAAGCAUCACUGUAGGAGCUGUGGAAAGAUAUUUUGCUCUCGCUGCUCCUCCCACUCGGCACCAUUGCCCCGGUACGGCCAGGUGAAGCCCGUCAGGGUGUGCACACACUGCUUCAUGUUCCAUGUCACGCCCUUCUACAGCGACAAGGCCAGCAUCUGACCUCAUAUUUUCUAAGAAAGCACACAGUCCACCACAUUAAGAUCAUAUGCAACACACAGAUCCACAGCUGUGUACAAAGCAAAUGCUACACUGCUCUGGUCAACUUAAAUGGUCGUCGUUGUUCCUGCUAAGCAAGGCUUCAGAGUAAGGCCAUUACAGACGACAGAGCAAAGAGACCAGUCCCCAGUGUUGACGAUGAGAUCUGUUUCUGAGAGAUGUUGGCGCCUCAGUGGGAACCACAGGGUUGGUUUUCUGUGCCCAGACAAUGCAAAUGGUUCACAAAUGCCUGUCUUGAUAAUAGAGUUGCAACAAAAGAAAGGGAAUGAACGGGCAAUAACACAUUUGGUACUGGUAUUGUGCAACAGUCUUCUGUAGCAGUUUGCAACACAACAUCAGAAACAAACACUUAGUUUUUUGUUGCUUAAGGUGUAAAUGAAAGGACUUGUGAAAUAUUUUCCUAUUCUUUAGCGAGCUUCCUACAUUUGUGCCAGAGCUCCCUCGGGACUCGGAUUACUCAAAAGAAUGUAAAUCACAAUAACAAUGUAAAUAAGGAUAAUUCUGGUAAGAGCCACUCUAAAAUGUCUCCAGUAAAUGAUUGCUAAGUAUGGGGACUAGAAACCAACCUUCACCAGGCUACUAGUCACAGUAAAGCAAAAAUGAAAAACAGAUGGCUUUUAUAUUGAGAUUCCUUCAUGUGUAAUGUCAAUGAAUGUGUAAUUUUGAACCACUUUUAGAAAUGAAUCUAGGUUCCAUCAAGGACUGUUCAGCUCUUGAUGGUGAUGGGCUGUGCCCAUUGCUUUUACAGUUGCACCAUGGCAUGUUAAGUUUUCUCCGGGGUCUUGAAGUCCCCCUAGUGGAGAGUUUUCCUCUCUUCACUCAGUGCUGUCAUCACCAUGAUGAGAACAAAUGGUUUUUAACCAUCAGCCUUUUCAGGGGCUUGCCUACAGGCCAAUUAUUGCCCUAUCGAUUUUCCCUUCCUCACACUUAUUAUAGUGCAAUAUUACUAUGAACUACAGUGGCUCUGCACACUUUACAGAUCAUUUGCUGUUUGAAUUGUAGUUCUAGGCCUUUUCUGCAGAGCGAAGCUGUGCUGAAUUCUGUUUACACCCAGUUAUUCCCAUGUUUGGCUCCGGUGGUACUGUCGGGCUGGAACAAAUAUUCGGUUUCCAGAAAAAGAAGAUUUACAUCUGACUUCCUUUCUGCUCUUGAAUCUGCUUCCUCUUAUCCUCCACGCUCUUAACAUCCAUCUGAACGGUUUGCAGUGACCAGUCAAACAGCAACAGUCUGAUAUCACGUUAUGUCCAUUCUGCUCUGACUCUAAGCAGUUUCUCAGGCUUUACAUCAUCCGAAUUACUAACUACUGUUGGAUCAAUCUUAUUUUCGUCAAAUAACUCAUUAACUCACUUUGAAAUGGUAUGUUGUUUUUUUCUUUCAUAAAGAACAAAUAUAAUGUAUGAAGCUGUAAUUACUUUUAUGUAAAAGAAAGAAAAUAAGGAAUCAUUAUCAUAUUAAAUUAAGGGGCAAUAUCCUAUUAUUAUUUCAGAACAUGGUCUUAUUUUGUAAAAUUCCAGUACAUUUACAUGAUGAAAGCUGUGUAAAAUAUUCAACAAACAAAUAAUGUUAUAUAGUUUUAAAUGACAUGUAUAUUGAAAUAAAUUACUUUUCCUGUUUGAAAAA
Messenger RNA from Pleuronectes platessa (European plaice), 5086 nucleotides. RefSeq names its product zinc finger, FYVE domain containing 28 (gene zfyve28). The record is from RefSeq and is a predicted model, not a curated record. Gene Ontology annotation, biological process: negative regulation of epidermal growth factor-activated receptor activity. The transcript is spliced from 14 exons. Bases 356 to 3409 code for a protein of 1017 amino acids. Gene Ontology annotation, cellular component: early endosome membrane. Gene Ontology annotation, molecular function: metal ion binding. NCBI's taxonomy places the organism in Eukaryota, Metazoa, Chordata, Actinopteri, Pleuronectiformes, Pleuronectidae.